Messenger RNA from Acanthaster planci (crown-of-thorns starfish), 1691 nucleotides. RefSeq names its product crustacean calcium-binding protein 23-like. Gene Ontology annotation, molecular function: calcium ion binding. The record is from RefSeq and is a predicted model, not a curated record. Lineage: Eukaryota; Metazoa; Echinodermata; Asteroidea; Valvatida; Acanthasteridae.
CUUCAGUUAUUACUAUUAGUAGAGCUGUGCACACGUCCUUCACGGCCUGGCGACGAACACUGGCUCAUUACGCAACAUUUUAGAAAUCUCAUGCCGCUGGUGAGAGGAAUGCCGUUAACGUUACCUACAUCAGAGUUACGACGCGCCCUUCUGCCCUCGCACACAAACACAUCGUAGCGUUCACACCCAACUUCAGUUUCACCUAAGUUUCAGACGAGACGCCAAGAGACCAACCCACUAAGAUGGACAAGCUGAACCAGGCACUGAAGGAUAUGGACGUAACUACCAAAGUGCAAGUGAUCAAGCGAUUUCGCAAGAUCGACGCCGACGGAAGCGGGACCCUGGAUCUGGCCGAGUUCAAGAAGGGCUUCGAGAACGCGGGCAUGACAGAUGGCGAACUGGAGGCCGCCUUCAAGACGCUAGACAAGGACGGGUCGGAAGGUCUGAACAAGCGCGAGUUCUUGGACCUGCUGAUGCCCUCCAUGUCCGAGCCGCGGAAGGCUUUACUCAAGGAGGUCUUUCAGAGUGCCGACAAGACCGGGGACGGGGUGAUUUCUUCGGCCGAUCUGUCCCGCGCUUUUGCUUCGAACCACCCGGACGUCAAGUCCGGCAGCAAGACGGUGGAGGACAUGAAAGCAGAGUUUCUGAACGCAUUCGAACCGGACGGAGCUGGAAAAGAUGGAAAGGUAACUUAUGAGGAAUUUGAGAAGUACUACACAGCCGUUAGUCAGCGCUACGCAAGCGAUGAAGAGUUCAUCAACAUGGUCAAGGGAUCGUGGGACUUACUAUAGAAGGCUACAGGGAAUGACCAUAGCCGCUAGCUAGCGGCUUUCUUAUAGGCGUAUGCGUUAUACCGAGUCGUAGCCAGGCCGUUAUGACCCGGUCUUAAUUACGGAUUUGAAUACCGGAGAGGGAUGGUCUCCAGGUCUUCUUGCAAUGUCAAUCCUUACUUUGCAUCAUUUCGAAAUUCUCCAUGGUAAUUUUACCAUUUGACUUUCCCAAGUUCUGUCUGUUUUUUUUCUCAUGAGAAUUAAUUUAAUUAACAGUAUUUAUGGAUUAGUAUGAAGUAGACUAACGUCUUUUACGUCGAAGUUGUACCUGGCACAUAGUUUCGGUUCUGAGAUGAGCAAUUUUUGUAGUUUAAGGAUUAGUUCGAAAACUUGUUCAACUAAAAACGGUUUAAUCUGAGUGAUACAUAGUACCUUUUAUAUUUCUAAGGCAAGACUUGUCCAGUGGGUCCUUCAUUUCGGAUAUGCUCACCAUCCUGAUAUUUGGUUUUUUUUUGGGGGGGGGGUCGGGGUUGUUCCCGACGCGUGGAGGGGCUAGUACGAAGACCGGACACAAGAAGAUAGUAAAACAAAAAACAAGUAACGGAUAGGUACAGACAAAAAUGAGCCACAGGGAUUUUUACUGGCAAGUCAGUUGACUUUACGAGCGAAAUUUAAUACCUUUAAAAAUGUUAAAUACAACAUAUUGUUUGAGCAUUGUGUGUUGCACUAAUCUUUUCUUUUUUGUUCCACGUUUUUCUUGACAGUUUAGUUUAAAAUUUAGCCCUUCGUAUCAUUUAAAUGGUUGAAGUAUACUGCCUUCUUAUUGUCUGUUUCUUUAGCAUAUGGGAGUACAGUUCCUAAUUUAAGAAAAUGACAGCUGCUUUUGUUUAAAUUAAUUAAAAAAAUAAUAAUUGCAUACAA